UUUGAGCUACCCGUUUGACUUCACAUUUUGAACCGUAUUCGAUUCUCUUUUAAACUUUACAAAUUGGAAACAAAUAAAAACCAAAAUUCAAUAAUGAACUUGUGGCUACUUUCGAUACAAAUUCUCCUCCUGUUGGUGCCGGGCAUUAAACAGGAGAGUUCUUUAAAGUCAAGAAAUAAUGUGCCGGCGCGUUGCGAUUUCAUGUUGCGAAAUCCCCAAAUCUAUCGGAAGAUGUGUCAGGGCAAUUAUCCAUUGGUGGCCUUUACCAAAUAUCGGGACACAUUGGUGAAGGUCGGUGAACCGUAUACGAUGUAUGUAUCUGCUACAUUGGAUACUGUUCUGGUUGUGCAGAAGAAAUCACAGCUCCACGAAUGCUUCAAUUUGGAGUUUAAGGAUAGCAUUACAUUCUAUUGCCUGGAUUCGUAUGAAAACAAUACGCUGUCCCUCAAACAGGCCAAUAUGUUUUGCUUCCCAUUUCACAUUCAAUUGCCGGAUGACCUGAUGAACGAGUGCCUCAUCGAGAAUAAAAUAAACGAUCAAUACCACAAACUGGAUCAGAUUGUUGGCACCAAACAUGCCAUCGUUCACUACACCUACAACGACGGCGGAGUGCAAUCUUCUCUACGGAUCCCCAAGUACCUUCAUUCUCCAAAUCCACUUCUCUGUUUGCUCCUCAUCCUUCUGGCGGAGUGCAGUCGUAAAUUUUAAUGUCCUCUACCCAUAAAGAUUAAUCAGAUUGGAUGAGCACCGGUGGGAUAUAUAUUCGUCAAGGAAUUAUGGAAGAUCAACUACAACAAAAAAUAACAUGUUUUAAUAUUCACUAAACUGGUGGCCAUCGGAUAACCUGGCCUUACAUAUUUACUUUAUGACGAACCAAAAUUAA
Molecule: messenger RNA, 883 nt
Organism: Drosophila serrata
Lineage: Eukaryota; Metazoa; Arthropoda; Insecta; Diptera; Drosophilidae
Source: RefSeq, a predicted model, not a curated record